This is a messenger RNA of Cladocopium goreaui, 2576 nucleotides long. The record is from the annotation of a GenBank genome assembly. Lineage: Eukaryota; Dinophyceae; Suessiales; Symbiodiniaceae.
AACAUGGACACUGCUGUGCAGCAGCUUCAAAGCGCAGUGGAUGCCUUGCGAGAAGUCUUUGAGUCUCAGCUGAAGGGCAACGGCUCGUGUGAUGCGACAGUGAACCUCCAGGAGAUCCAGUGCAGUGAUGAUCCAGAGCUCCUGGAAGAUGUGGCAGAGGACCUGCUGGAAACGUCAUUGAGCUAUUGCUGUGAGAUCUUCUGGCAGCACAUUGAUGGCGCCAGCAGCCAACGAUGGGAGGCUGGACUAAACAGCUUCCAGAAGCUCCUUCGAGAGCACGAGCGCUUACUGCACCAUCUUGCUCUAGGAGAAGCUUCCAAGGCGCGCCUAAUCUCUGCACAGCGCGUGGCCUUUCGAGUUGCCUUUACAUCGACUUGGCCGUUGCAAGUGGCAGACAAUUUGCAGGUUUACUUCCAGCAGACUUGGAACCAAUGCUUUCGCCACCAGGGAGAAACUCUUGCGACAGAGUGGUGGUGCGUUGGUCUUGAGAAUCCUGUACAACGUGUCCUGGCACUGCUAGAACCUUGGGAGAAUCAGGCCCAGAGGACCUCAAGCUCGGUCAGCUCCGUGAGGUUAACAGCAGCUUCCACAGACGAGGAUGUCGUCAUGGGCGCCGACGAUGCUGACGGAGAUGAAGAGGAUGAGGACGAAUUGGACAUUGAUGAGGAGAAUGCUGACAACAACCUUCCAGGUUUGCGCGUAGUUUCCAAGGCAAUGCAUUCUUUGGGGCUCCAAGCACCCUGGGUGGACUUGGCCAAGCGUUUUUUCACUUCCAAAGUGGCCCAGUUGUUGGAGGAGCGAUGCCGCUCGGAGUAUGACAAGAAGGGUCUACUGGACCGCUUGACCCGGCUCUUCUAUGGUUCGAUGCUUCGAUGGCUCCGCGCCGUCUUUGGACUUCCGCUCUGGGCUCCAAGCACUCUGAAAGAAGAUGCUGGUCAGACGUCAGAAGAUGUUCAGGCUGAAGAAUCGUGGUGGCAUGUGGCACGUGGUGCUGUGCUUCGCUUCUUCGAAGCCUUCUUGGAGGUUCGUUUGGGUGAAGCCUUUGAUAUGGUCCGGGACUUUCCUGAGUCUGCCCCAGCGCUUUUAGAUUUGAGGCGUUGUUUGGCUCGCACUGGCCGGUCUUCACCGCUGGUGGUGUUUUUGCGGGAGCAGAUUGGUGAUCGGCUGCUCAUCGCUGGCGCUCAUACCCGUGAUGUCAUAGAAGUUUACAUCAAGACGAUCAAGGCCUUGCGCUUGGUAGAUCCUCGUGGUCUCCUCCUCGAGGGUGUGUCAACCCCUAUCCGGGAAUACCUGAAGAAGAGGAAGGAUACCGUCCGGUGCAUCAUCACAGCACUCACAGAGGAUUCCGACUUGCAGCAAGAGCUGCAACUCGGAGCGGAGGCUCUAGCCACAGCCUCCAAAAAAGCCAAACUUCAGGCUGGGCAGCCUGCCUUGCCACAUGAGCCACCAGACCUCGCAGGUGAAGAUUUUGAGGCCAGUGACGAUGAAGAAGAUCCAGACGCAUGGGUUCCGGACCCCAUCGAUGCGGACCCACAGCCAUUGAGGCCUCGCAAAGCCGAUGUGGUGUCUCUGUUGGUUGGCAUCUAUGGCUCCAAGGAGAUGUUUAUCAAAGAAUACAAGGAAAUGCUCGCCGAUCGCUUGCUCGGCAAUCCAACUUACAAUACAGAGCGUGAAACACAGAACUUGGAACUGCUGAAAACCAGGUUUGGAGAUGCUGCUCUCACCCAUUGCGAGGUCAUGCUCCAGGACAUCAAAGACUCGAAGCGAAUCAACAGCAAUGUGCAGCAGAAGGAGAAAGAUUCUCAGCAAAGCGAUGGAGUCGGAUUGGGUCAGAUGCACCCGCUAGUGCUCUCCCAGCACUACUGGCCCUCGGCGCUCAGUAAAGUUGACCAUCCACGUUUCAGGCUGCCAGCACCUCUGGAGAACGCUUUGGCAGACUACAGUGCAGCAUAUGGGAAGACUAAAGCGAAUCGGGCAGUCCAGUGGAAGCGUGCUCAUGGCCUGGUGGAAAUCACCGUGCAAUUUGCUGACCGGAGCCUGAAUGUCACAGUAACACCUGUGCACUAUGCGGUGCUUGCGUGCUUCUCUGAGGCCAAAGGCAGCCCAACGAGGCUCAGCCUGGAGGAGCUCAUGACACAAUUGGAAUUGCCAGACGCGCUUGUGCGGAAGCGGGUUGCCUUUUGGGUGGCAAAGGGCGUGCUGAAAGAAGUCACAGCAAAUGUCUAUGAACUCCAGGAGUCAGCACCUGCAGAAGACCGGAUCAUACAAUCAGGUCACAUGGACGAAGACACGGAGAACUCGCCAGGCCAACCCACCGCGGGACCUCGGCGCUCAGCCCAGCGCGAGGCCGAGCUACGUGCCUGCGAACCAUUCAUUCAGGGCAUGUUGAAGAACUACGCAGAGCUUCCGCUGCCGCGUAUCCACAAUUUCCUUCAGCGGUUCAUGAUGGAACCUGCUUACACACUGAGUGAAAAGCAGCUGCGAGACUUCUUGGCGCAGCUGGUGGAGGAAGGGAAACUGGACUUCGAUGGUUCUGGCUACACAUUGGUCCAGAAUGGGCCUGAUUGAGAGAAAAA